Messenger RNA from Phalacrocorax carbo (great cormorant), 969 nucleotides. Lineage: Eukaryota; Metazoa; Chordata; Aves; Suliformes; Phalacrocoracidae. The record is from RefSeq and is a predicted model, not a curated record.
AGGGGAGCCCCGGACGGCUGGGUCACUCGGAGCCCCAUGGCCGCGCUGGGGGCCCCGGCGCUGGCCCGGUGGCCCAGGCUGGUGGUCGCCGGCCGCCCCCUGCACGUCGGGGCCCCGUCCCGGGCCGGCCACAACCGCUGGUCCAAGGUGAGGAACGUGAAGGGCCCCCGCGACGCCGCCCGCAGCCGCCUCUUCCAGCGCCUCGGCCUGAUGCUGCGCUCGGCCGCCCGCGAGGGGGGCACGGACCCGGCGCUCAACGCCCAGUUGGCCAACGUGGUGGAGCAGUGCCGGGCGAAGAACAUGCCCAAGGCCUCCAUUGAGGCGGCCAUCCACGGCGCGGAGAGGGCGGCGGCGGCGGCGGCCCGGCUGCUCUACGAAGCCCGUGGCCCCGGCGGCUCGGCUCUUCUCCUGGAGGUCCUCACCGACAACCCCCGGCGGAGCCAGCAAGACGUCCGGCUCAUCCUCACCCGCCAUGGGGGAACGAUGGCCGAGGGGGCACGACAUGGCUUCGAGCAGAAGGGGGUGGUACGCGUGGGGCCACGGGACCUUCGCGGCCACGCCGUCUCUCUGGAGGCGGCGCUGGAGGCGGCGCUGGAGGCCGGGGCCCAGGACGUCUGCCCAGAUGAGGAGGAGGAGGAAGAGGAGGAGCCAGUGCUGAAGUUCAUCUGCGAGCCCUCGGCCUUGCGGACCGUGCGGGAGCGCCUGGAGGCCUCGGGGCUGCGCCCGCUCUCGGCCGCCAUCGAGUACCUGCCCCGGGACCGGGUGACGCUGCCCGAGGGGACGCGGGAGCAGGCGCAGCACCUCCUCCAGGCCCUCGGCGACUGCCCCGACAUCGUCCGCCUCUACCACAACAUCCGAUAGGCGGCGGGGGGUGGGAACGUGGUCCCAAUAAUUGGGGUCACGUUGCCCCCCCCCCCCCCAGUAUCUUGUCCCCAUCCCCAUGAUGACAAUAAAACUGUUUUGAGAAGA